CAUCUUCCUCCGCUGCUUCUACUUCCCUGUUUAUCCGACUGUGCUUUACAAAAUACCCCGACACACUGCAUCAUGACUGAACAAAUCCCCUAUGACGAGCUGAUCCUUCAGCUCGUCCACUACGUCUAUCACGUCGACAUCGACGAGGGCCUUGCUCUGCACCGUGCUCGCCAUGCCCUGAUUGACGCUCUGGGAUGUGCUGUGGAGACGCUCCAGACGAGCAAAGAGUGCCGUGCCUUUAUCGGCCCUGUUGUGGCUGGCUCAACCUCGCCCAAUGGCUUCCGUCUGCCCGGCACCAACUACCAGCUCGAUCCUAUCAAGGGCGCCUUUGAUCUGUCCUCCUUGAUUCGCUUCCUCGAUCACAAUGACGCCUAUCCUGGCGCCGAGUGGGGUCAUCCUUCUGACAAUCUCGGUGCCAUUCUGGCGGUGACGGAUUGGUUAAGUCGGACCCACGAGUCUGCAGGCGCCGAGUCGGCCACCGCCGCCCCCACUGUUCGCGACGUGAUCGUGGCCCUGACCAAGGCCUACGAGAUCGAAGGCAUCUACCAGAAGCUCAAUGCCUUCAACAAGGUGGGCCUGGACCACACGCUCCUCGUGAAGAUCGCCUCCACCGCCGUCACAGCCCACCUGCUCGGCCUGUCCGAGUCGCAGGCAGCCUCCGCCAUCUCCCACGCCUGGGCGGACGGCCACCCUCUGCGCAUCUUCCGCCAGAGUCCCAAUACCGGCCCGCGUAAGGGCUGGGCCGCGGGCGAUGCCACGAUGCGCGCCGUCCACCUGUGCCUGCUCGCCAAAGCCGACCAGCCCGGCAUCCCCACCGCGCUGACCGAGCCCAACUGGGGCUUCCUCAAGACCAGCUUCGCCAACCAGGAGCUGCGCCUGUCCCGGCCCUUCGGGACCUUUGUCAUGGAGGGGGUGUUUUUCAAGCUCAUCACGGCUGAAGGACAUGGCAUUUCCGCCGUGCAGGCCGCCACGGAGCUCGCGGCCACCUUGCAUGCCCAAGGCCUCGACCCCGCCAAGGACAUCAAGCACAUUCACGUUCGCACGCACGAGGCCGCCAUGAGGAUCAUCGAUAAGCGGGAGGCGCUGACCAACGCGGCCGACCGCGACCACUGCAUGCGCUACAUGAUCGCCGUGGUGCUCCUGAAGAACAAACUCAUCGAGGCGAGCGACUACGACAACGACAGCCCGUGGGUGACGGACGCGCGGGUCGAGGCGCUGCGCCAGAAGAUCGACAUGGUCGAGGACAAGCAGUUCACGGAGGACUAUCACGGCAAGCGCAAGAGCGCGUCGAGUGGGCUGACGAUCACGCUGGCGGAUGGGACCGUGCUGGAUGAGGUGGUGGUGGAGUUCCCGAUUGGGCAUCCCAUGCAUCGCGACACGCUGCCCAAGGUGCAGGCCAAGUUCCGGGCGAACAUGGCGGGCAUGUUUACGGAGGAGGAGAUCGAGAAGAUCCUUGAAGCGGUCAAGGAGGACUCGAUGCCGGUUCAUCACUUUGUGGAUCUGUUUGUGCGGGAGGAGUCUUAGUUUUAGUCUAUCUUAAUGUAUACUUUUACCAUAUUACACCAUCUAGACUGUACAUC
Messenger RNA from Aspergillus wentii DTO 134E9, 1580 nucleotides. RefSeq lists its product as uncharacterized. The transcript has 2 exons. The record is from RefSeq and is a predicted model, not a curated record. Bases 73 to 1524 code for a protein of 483 amino acids. NCBI's taxonomy places the organism in Eukaryota, Fungi, Ascomycota, Eurotiomycetes, Eurotiales, Aspergillaceae. Gene Ontology annotation, molecular function: 2-methylcitrate dehydratase activity; 2 iron, 2 sulfur cluster binding.